AUGUAUGUAUCAUUAGGAGGAGAAGGGGUGAAUCUUGACAUAUAUUAUAGGGUUCUUGGGUACAGUUUGGACAUGGGCGUAAAGAAAAUGAGGCACUAUGAGAACAAGCAAGCCAACUCAGGCUAUUUGGGAACCAAGUAUGUGGAUGAUGUGAGAGAUAAUUCUAGCAUAAAUGUUGCCUCAUUUGGAAAGAAAAUANACUAUGAGAACAAGCAAGCCAACUCAGGCUAUUUGGGAACCAAGUAUGUGGAUGAUAAAUCCACUGAUGGUGCGGCCUCCAAUGCUGCUACAGCCUCUAAUACUGCUACUGCCUCCAAUGCUGCUACGGCCUCUUCUUCUAUUGCAGCUUGCACUAUUGGUCCUAGGAGUGAUGCAGUUGGGAGAGGUUCUGGGAGUGGUGUCGUUAACAGAGGUUUAGUGCAGCACAAAGGCCCACAUAGGCUAGUCCAAUCCCAACCUAUUCAAAUUGCUGGGAUUCAACUUAUUGGAUAG
This is a messenger RNA of Ilex paraguariensis (yerba mate), 492 nucleotides long. Lineage: Eukaryota; Viridiplantae; Streptophyta; Magnoliopsida; Aquifoliales; Aquifoliaceae. The record is from the annotation of a GenBank genome assembly.